GUGUGACUCGAGAAGCCAUUUUUGCAUAUCCGAAGUAUCUAACCAUGGCGGCGCCGUUGGCCUUGCUCGUCGCCGCGGUGGCCAUAGUUUUGUCUACCACUGCCACGGCGUCGGCGUCGGCGGCGGCGGCGGCGAACGGCACGGCGACGAGCGGGUGCUACAGCCACCUGUUCACCUUCGGCAACUCGCUGAUCGACACCGGCAACUUCAUCCACUACUCCACGGCGCCCGGCCCCGUCGCCCUCUCCCCCUACGGCGAGACCUUCUUCCACCGCCCCACCGGCCGCUGGUCCGACGGCCGCCUCAUCGUCGACUUCAUCGUGGAGAGGUUGGGGUUCCCGUACUGGACGCCGUACUUGGCCGGGAAGAGCAAGGAGGACUUCCGGUACGGCGCCAACUUCGCGGUGGCGAGCGGCACGGCGCUGAACCAGCUGCUCUUCAAGAAGCACCACCUCAACGUCGCCUCCAUCACGCCCUACUCCCUCGCCGUCCAGCUCGGCUGGUUCAAGAAGGUCCUCGCCAUGCUCGCCCCCACUGACCAAGAGCGGAAGGAGAUCAUGACGAGGUCGGUGUUCAUGGUGGGCGAGUUCGGCGGCAACGACUACGUGCACCCGCUGUUCCAGAACAGGACGGUGGAGUGGGUGCGCCCGCUGGUGCCGCGCGUGGUGCGCUACAUCGCCGGCGCCGUCGAGUCCCUCGUCGCGCUCGGCGCCACCACGGUGUACGUCCCGGGCCUCUUCCCGCUCGGCUGCGCGCCGCGCCUCCUCUUCCUCUUCCGCGACAACCCCGCCGGCGACCACGACCCGGCCACGGGGUGCCUCCGCAGCGUCAACGACGGCCUCGUCGCCGUCCACAACGCGCUCCUCCGGCGCCGCCUCGCCGAGCUCCGCACCGCGCACCCCGGCGUCACCAUCGCCUACGCCGACUACUACGGCGAGGUGACGGACCUCGUCGCCGCCCCGGCGAGGAACGGCUUCGACGCCGGCUCCGCGCUCACGGCGUGCUGCGCCGGCGGCGGGCCGUACAACGGCAACUUCACCGUCCACUGCACCGACGCCGGCGCGACGAGGUGCGCCGACCCGUCCAGGUACAUCAACUGGGACGGCUUGCACAUGACCGAGGCGGCGUACAGGAUCAUGGCGCGCGGCAUCCUCGAUGGCCCCUUCGCCGACCCGCCGAUCAUGUCCAGAUGCCACAACUAAUAGGUGGUUUUAGUGGUAUAAAUAGACCGGCCCACGAACCUAUUUAUAGACCAAUUAAGUGGGUAGUAUAUCGGUUGAUGGGUCGAUCCAAUUACACCCUUAGGUGAAUCAUUGCUCGUUUACACGAACAAAUUUUGAUUCGCCAUCACCUAUUUGUUCUGAUAACAUUUUGUGUUGGUUUUUAUGUUGUAAUUGUACUGCAGUUAAGUUGGAAAAUAAAUGAAUGA
Messenger RNA from Oryza brachyantha (malo sina), 1429 nucleotides. RefSeq names its product GDSL esterase/lipase At5g45910-like. The record is from RefSeq and is a predicted model, not a curated record. Gene Ontology annotation, molecular function: hydrolase activity, acting on ester bonds. Bases 45 to 1202 code for a protein of 385 amino acids. The transcript has 3 exons. NCBI's taxonomy places the organism in Eukaryota, Viridiplantae, Streptophyta, Magnoliopsida, Poales, Poaceae.